AUGACCACGACACCACCCCUCGCGACGGGUGCCAACCCUCCGAUUCCCGCCGAACAGCUCGCCGCACUUACAUCGCUGCUGUCGGGUCUCACCGCUGCCGCUUCCGGCACUGCCACACCCGCCACGACGUCCGGCACCACUCGCACUGCCUUUCCAAAGCACGCACGCUUGGAUGGUGCGAAGACCUUCGCGAACUGGACACGCCAACUUCGCCUGUGCCUAGCGGACGACAUCCGCUCGUACGUCCUCGACGGUAUCGCACCCGACGACUGGACACCUUCGCAACGCUCCGCUCGCGACGCCGUCGCUCGUGAGGUCCUUGCGAAUUCGAUUGACUCGGCCGAAGUCUCGGCAGUCCUCGACAAAAUCCCUACCGCCGACCUGACAGCGCCGACAAUCUACUCGACGCUGAAAUCGCGGUACGCCCCUGACGACGCCACCCGCACGCUCGAGCUCUUCUCACGACUCUGGGGUUUCCGUCCCAUGCCCGGCACGGUUGCCGAAUUCGACGGGUGGAUCAUGGACUUCAAAGCCGUUGCGCAAGAGAUCAUCGACACAAAGACAACUAUCAAUGAUGUUCUCGCCACACUCCUCCUUGCAAUCGCCCACCCGUCCCUCGAGAGCUUCAAGGCGUCGUUCACCGAUGAACAGCGCACGCAACGAACUCUCCCCGACAUUGAUUCGCUUGCCGACCGUAUGCGAGUCCAACUUCGGUCAACGAACAUCCCCAGCACUCAAUCGGCCCUUCUUGCCUCGUCGUCGUCACGUUCUACUCGUCUCAAGUGUCUCGCCUGUCGCAGCCCUUCGCACCGAGUCGCGGAGUGCCCUACGAGGGCGCAACACCCGCCGCCAGGACCCUGUCGCUCCUGCAAGAAGAAGGAUCACUGGUCUCUCGACUGCAAGAAGGCGCUCGAGGACGGCAAAAAGCCCGACACCGCUGACUCGACCGUCGACUCGCAACACCAUGUCGGAUGUCUCGCCACCGGUCUUCUCGCUCGUCGUCGCCAGCUUCGCAACCACUCUUUUGUCGUCGACUCGGGCGCCACUUCGCACAUGGUCUCGGACAAGUCGCUGUUCACGACCUAUCGCCAUAUCGCUCCUACGAAGAUUGGUGGUAUUGCAGGGGGCAUCAACGCCAUCGGAACGGGAAACAUCGCCUUCAUUGCCGCCUCGGGUCAUCCGAUCACGCUUACCGGCGUGCUGCACACUCCGGGCCUGUUUGUCAAUCUUCUCUCGGUCUCUCGACUUUGCGACACCGACGAUGUCCGUGUCGCCUUCACAAAACACGGCAUCCACAUUGACAAGGACGGCAACGACAUCGCUGAAGGCGCACGACUCGACGAAGGGCUCUACUUGCUGGACGCUGAUCAUUCCAAAUGUCAGCACCUUGCUCUCCUUUCUCGCUCACAGUCGUCCGUGCCCCUGCUGACUCUCCAUCGCUGCCUCGGCCAUCUCGCACCGUCCUCCAUACAGAAGAUGGUUGCCGCUGGUUUGCUGGAGGGUCUCAGGGCCGGAUAUAGUGACGAAGAGGUAGAGAAGUUUGUCUGCAAUGCUUGCCUCAGCGCAAAGGGCCAUCGUCUUCCCUUUCCCGAUUCGGAUUCGCACUCCUCAGAGAGACUCGGCCUUGUACACAGCGAUGUGCUUUCCUUCCCCGAGCGGUCCUUGACUGGCAAACGUUACCUGGUCACAUUCCUUGACGAUUACUCGCGCAAACUCUGGGCCUACGCAAUCGGACACAAAAGCGAAGUCUUCGGCAUAUUCAAAACUUGGCUAGCCGAGGUUGAACUCGAGACGGGUGCGACGCUGAAGGUCCUCCGAACCGACAACGGUGGCGAAUACUGUUCGAGAGCGUUCACAGAGUUCUGCAAGACACGAGGCACCCGUCGACAAUACUCUAUCCCACGCACGCCUCAACAGAACGGUCGUGCAGAGCGGGUCAAUCGUUCCAUUGUCGAAGGCGUCCUUGCCCUCCUUGUCGACGCCCACCUACCCAAGACAUUCUGGGAGGAGGCUGCAGCUUAUUUCGUUUACUGCAAGAACCUGUGUCAACACGCGGCCCUGGACAAGGCAACACCAAACUCCGUCUGGCAGGGUGACCACACCACUGCCUCGGCGCUUCACCCGUUCGGCUGUACAGCUUGGCUUACGGUCGCGCCCGAACUUCGCUCCAAACUCGACCCGAAGGCGGUUCGCGUUUUUUUCACCGGCUACGACCUGGCUUCAAAAGCCUUUCGCUUCUACGACACUACAACACAGAAGAUUAUACUUGGCAGAAAUGCCACGUUCCUCGACACUGAAUUCCCCGGAUUACAUGGCGACCCCACUGAGCAAGACGGCGACACGCACUUCGCCAGCGCUCCCACCACCGAAUCUCAAACCGUUGUCAAGACAUGGACCCCACUAGUAAGGUCGGCGCACAUGGACGUCUCAUCCCCCUUGAUGAUUCUGCCAUGAGCGCCGUUGACGUGGCCCCAGGGUACACUGGCGGAACCUUACUUAACUUCACAGAUGCCGAAUCGUCCUCGUCACCGUCGCCUGCGUCGCCCUCAUCACCGUCGUCUGCGCCAUCGCCUGCACUUUCACCAUCGUCGGCUGCGUCAUCGUCACCCUCGGCCUUACCGACCGACUCUGAAGACUCCGCCGAUCCCCUCGACCUCCUCGGCUCACAGCCCCAGGUUCGCCUCGAUCUACAGGACGUGCACCACCCAGACUUCAGCACGUACCGCGAGCCCGCAUCGGCUGAGGAGUCGCCCGACGAACUCGACCUCAUUGGGCGCCACUCUCGCGACGAAUCUCCGGACGAAAUCGAUUUCCUCACCCGACACCACCGCGCCUUCAUCGCCAUCGACGACGACACCUCUGACACAGAGGCAAUUCAGCCAGUCAAGUCCAUCACGAGCGACCCACAGACCUGGCGCGAGGCGAUGUCUAGCGACAAGCGUGAAGUAUGGGCCAAAGCCGCCACCGACGAGUUCACCUCCAUGCGCGACGACUUCAAGGUCUUCACCAUCGAGGACCGAGCCACGGUGCCCGCGGGUGCGACUAUCGUUACAUCCAAGUUCGUCUGGAAAACGAAACGGAACGCACUCGGCGAAGUCACUGGACACAAGGCAAGGCUGGUCGCGCAAGGCAAUCGGCAACGCGACGGCAUCGACUUCAACGAAACGUUCGCACCGGUCGCACGCUUCUCCUCGAUACGCUCACUCCUCGCGCUGGCGGCCGCCAACGGCUUGCACGUGCACCAGGCGGACAUCGACAAAGCAUAUCUGCAUGGCGACCUUGACCACGACAUCUGGAUGACGGCACCGCGCGGCUUCGACCUUCCCAGCGACAAGGUGCUUCGCCUGCGACGCUCCAUCUACGGGCUCAAACAGGCUGGCCGAAUCUGGAAUCGACACAUCGACGCUUCGCUUCGGGCCCUCGGUUACACGGCGACGGGCACCGACCACUGCGUAUACUCUUGGCUCGAUGAUCGUCAAUGUCCACACUACAUCGCACUGUACGUCGACGACCUCCUGAUGAUCAGCCCGGAACUGGCCGAAAUCGAACGUGUCAUCUCAGGCCUGGACCAACGCUACGGAGUCAAGCGCCUCGGCCCGGCCGAGUAUAUCCUCGGCAUCCAGAUCAGGCGGUUCGACGACGGCUCUAUCGCCCUAUCCCAGGAACGGUACAUCAUGGACGUGCUCGCUCGGUUCCACUUCGACACCACGACUCGCGGCACUACAGUUCCGAUGACUCCCGGCCUUUCGCUCACUGCUAUCCCGGGUCAAGGCACCGAACGGAUCAGGUCAUGGUAUCUGCAGGCUAUCGGCUCGCUCCUCUACAUUUCGCUCGGUACCCGCCCUGACAUCGCCUUCGCCGUGUCCUACCUGGCCCGCUUCGCCAACAACCCCGGUCGUCGUCAUUGGAUUGCGGUCAAGCACAUCCUACGCUAUCUCCGGGCCACGUAUCGCAACGAACUCGUGUAUGCUCGCGGCCAGGCUCGCAUCACGGGUGUGGUAGGCUACUCCGACGCGAACUGGGGGGCCUGCAUCGACACAUCGGUGUCCACCAUGGGCUACGUCUUCUACAUCGCUGGCUCGGCCGUGUCCUGGUCGUCCAAACGCCAGUCUCGAGUUGCCGAUUCGACCACCGACGCUGAAUACCUCGCCCUCUCGCAUGCUGGCAAGGAAGGGAUUUACCUCAGUCAGCUGCUCGAAGAGCUCCAUGUACAACCUGUUGCACCGGCUCACAUCUUUACUGACAACGAAGCCGCUGCUGCAGUUGCUCACGAUCCUGUCCGCGUCUCUGGCACUCGGCACAUACGCUUGCGUGAGCACUUCGUUCGGGACAUGGUGAAUCGGGGCGACAUCUCUCUCUCGCAUGUGGGUACCAGCGACAUGGUGGCCGACAUCUUCACCAAGGCUCUCGGCCCAAAGGUCUUCUCAACGCACUGCUACGCCCUCGGCCUUCGCACUCGACACCCGCGGCUUGGGUCUGCCUCGCAUUCGCGUGGGGGGGGUGUGAAGAGUCCACUCUCAGCUCGACAGGGGCGCCUCGGUCGUUGCGCGCACUUGCUAGCCCGCCCCCGGCGGUGGGGACUUAGACGCGCGCGACUGCCUCAGCGCGCCAGCGCCGGCGGAUUCAUGCGCGCGCCCGCUAGCCCGCCCCCUUGCGGUGGGGACUUAGGCGCGCCGGCGAUUUCACCCGCGGCUGACUUAGGGAUGUACAUUGUCACGCGCCUGGGACUAUCCCAGCGUGGCCCCCCCUUUCUGUUUCUUAGCUUCCUUCUCAUCACUUCUGUUCGACUCUCAACCUCUCCUGACAGUAGUGGUGAACGUCUCAUAGGUACGCUGAAAUAGAUCACUUCUGUUCGACUCUCAACCUCUCCUGACAGUAGUGGUGAACGUCUCAUACUCGAGCGUGUUCAGACUCGACUGACCGCUUCAAUGACGCAGAGCCACAGUCGACGUCGAAGAGUAA
This is a messenger RNA of Microbotryum saponariae, 4962 nucleotides long. The record is from the annotation of a GenBank genome assembly. NCBI's taxonomy places the organism in Eukaryota, Fungi, Basidiomycota, Microbotryomycetes, Microbotryales, Microbotryaceae.